Messenger RNA from Haliotis rufescens (red abalone), 1086 nucleotides. Its product is annotated as dehydrogenase/reductase SDR family member 11-like. The coding region runs from base 134 to 886 and encodes 250 amino acids. Gene Ontology annotation, molecular function: oxidoreductase activity. Lineage: Eukaryota; Metazoa; Mollusca; Gastropoda; Lepetellida; Haliotidae. The transcript is spliced from 8 exons. The record is from RefSeq and is a predicted model, not a curated record.
UUAUUGAAAGAAGCGGCAGUAAAAUCUGUCGCUCUCUGACGUCCUGGUCGAUGAUUGAUAGCUGUUGACGUCAGCGUACACGUGGUGCAAACAGUGGCGUGGAGGCUUCACGUGAAUCACACACAGUAUUAAUAUGGAUCGCUGGCAGGGUCGCGUUGCCUUGGUAACAGGUGCGUCUAUGGGAGUAGGGGAAGCAACUGUGAAGUUACUUGCCUCUUAUGGGAUGAAAGUUGUGGCCUGUGCAAGAAGCGAAGACAAACUCAAGAAACUUUCUGAUGACGUUUCAUCCUCUGGGCGGGGCGAGGUUCUGCCAAUCAAAGUAGACCUGCGGAAACAGACUGAGAUAUUGGCUAUGUUUGAAAAGAUCAAAGGUCAGUGGGGCGGCGUUGACGUGUGUAUAAACAACGCUGGCCUCGCUCUGGAUGCACCAAUCAUCGACGGCGACAGUGAGCAAUGGAACAAUAUGUGGGAGGUGAAUGUCAUGGCCCUGUGUCUGUGUACGCGAGAGUCCGUCAAGUCCAUGAGGGAGCGGGACGUGGACGAUGGUCAUAUCGUCAACAUCAACAGCCUCUCUGGUCACCGGGUUGGGAAGAGUCACUUCUACUCUGCUACGAAGUACGCAGUGACGUCACUGACGGAGGGAAUACGGUGGGAACUGAGGGGUAUUAACUCCCAUAUCAGAGUCACGAGUAUAAGCCCCGGUCUGAUAAAAACAAACUUCGCCGAGACGAUGCUUGGAGAUGCAAAGGCUGCUGAAGAGGUGUAUGCCUCCAGACAGGCUCUUACAGCUGAAGAAAUGGCCAAGACCAUCGAGUUUGUCCUGGCUGCUCCACCCUCUGUUCAGGUGAGUGAGCUGAUGGUCAGACCAACUGAACAAGUUGUGUGACACCCACUGGACACAUUCCAGCAAGAAGAUCACCAGUAUGGCUACUGAUGGUGCUACUGAUGGUGCUUCAGUGUUGUCUCAGGAGGAUGUGCAAGAAGGAUCAUUGUGCAGUAAAACUCUAGUACUUAAUUGUAGGAUUUAUUCAUCAGGGGAAUAAAAACCAGCUUGGCUACAGCUGUAGCAAAGCCUCUUGUACCAUA